Molecule: messenger RNA, 366 nt
Organism: Lactuca virosa
Lineage: Eukaryota; Viridiplantae; Streptophyta; Magnoliopsida; Asterales; Asteraceae
Source: the annotation of a GenBank genome assembly
AUGAUUAUGAGUGAAUCAUAUCGACGGUAUGAAAUCUCCAACGGCGAUCUUCCGAUUAUGUCAGACACCGACGAGUUUCAGAGUUCAGACAUUGUGGCGGGCCACCGCUCAUAUUAUAGAUUAGCCGGUGGAGUCCGCCAGACUUAUCUGAUACUUUCAGACGCCGGACGACAGUUGAUGUUAAGUUUCCGACACCUGAUUGAGUUCAUUAGAAAGAUGACAGGGUAUGGGCUAACGGAUCCAGUGAACAGAAAAGAGUAUUUUGAUUACUCGAGGAUUCAAGGUACAAUUGAUAUUGAGAAGGCUGACUACAUGAACUUUAGAAAUGUGAAACAAUGGACGACAGAGGGGACUAAAAUCGGGUGA